AUGCCAUUCAUCAUGCCGAUCGGAAAGGUUGGUGGUUCGGUUACGGUGACACGAGGAUACUUCGACAAGCAUUUAAAUAACGAAGCAUUAGAAGGAAGCGAAGUUCUCAAAAAUCUAGGAGAAAAACAAUACACAUUAUUAACAACUAAAUCAUCUUUACCACAACAUGGAUUAUGUUGGUAUAAUGCACUUAAAUCAAUCAAAAAUAGUUGUGAGAAUUUGAAUGAUAAUGAACAUUCUCUCUUAGCUUUAAAAUUAGCUAAUUGUUUUUUGGAGGAUUCUGGUCAUACCUCUUAUGAUUGCCAUCUUAGUAAAUCAGAAGAUAUUCGAAAAGAGUGUAUUAAUCAAAUGUCAGAUAGAGCAUUUAAUGUAUACAAUGAAUUUUAUACACAUACAACACAUAUUUGUUUUUAUUUAAAUUAUGAAGCAUGGCAGGUGGAAACUGACAAUACCAUUAAAUCAUUAUAUAAAGUUUCUUCUCAAAUGAAGGAACAGUUAUUAGAGGCAUCAGAGAUGCAAAGUGCGAUGUUGAAGAGUCAAAAAGAAGGAUUAAAAAUUCAAAAUGAAAUUUUAGAUCAUGGUAAAGAACUUGGAAAUGUAUUAAAAUCUUCAUCUGAAACUGUGAACGAUAUGGUUAUGGAAUUUAAAGAAUCAGCAAAAGAUCAGAAGGAAUUACUCUAUGAGAUUUUUUCUUAUAUACGUACUUUUCAAAAUUGGAUUAUUGGAGAAGUAUCUUGGUUCCAAUCCAUUAUUUAUUAUACUAUCAGUUGUAUUCUUUGUGCAUUAUUUAGUUCGGCUAAAAGAACUGCAGAUGCGCGUGUUACACUUUUUACAAUUCUUAGUUUAAACAUUACAAUAGAAAGAAUGUUAGUUCAAUAUUACGACAACGUUAUGCAUCAAUCUACACAUGACAAAGUAGAAAUAAUAUAUGUAACUUGGUCAAUAAGAAAAAUAUCUUUAACAUUAUGUGCACUUACAUUACUAUAUACUUAUUACUAUUAUAAAGAUAAGCAAUUAGAAAAUUUUCAUGUUCUUAGACGAAUAGAAAAUCGAUUAAAUAGAAUGCAAAUAAUUACACCUACCAAUGGUAACCAAAACCAUAAUAAGCCUAUUCGUAAGUUUAUGAUUUUUAUAAGUAUUUGUUAUUGUAAAAGUAUAUUUUUUAAUAGUAAUUAUACUUUACAGGUCAUUCUGAAAGAUUAGCUAUUAAACGUUUGCAUGCUGCUUCUGUGAAAGAGCAUAAUUCAAAUUGAUAUUUAUAUAUCAUUUUUAAAAUUUCUAUCCUUUUUAAUGAAAAAUGCUAUUAUUUA
Vespa velutina is the source of this 1310-nucleotide messenger RNA. RefSeq lists its product as uncharacterized. The transcript is spliced from 8 exons. The coding region runs from base 1 to 1203 and encodes 400 amino acids. Lineage: Eukaryota; Metazoa; Arthropoda; Insecta; Hymenoptera; Vespidae. The record is from RefSeq and is a predicted model, not a curated record.